AUGCAGCGACAGGUGGAUAGCAGGACGACGGUGAAAGUGAUGGAUAAGUUUUUGAAGAGGAAAAAUGCUGACUCUGAACUGGACCCUGGACAAAAUCCGGACCCAGAUGAAGGCCCUAGUAUGAGUGGAGGUCAAAAGAAAGCAAAGACGUCCAGCAAAGUUUCUGGCGCGAGGCAAUACAACGAAAGCUAUCUUGCAUUUGGAUUUACUUUUACCGGAGAUGCAACGGCACCGACUCCGUUGUGCUUGGUAUGUGGUGAAAAGCUCUCCAACAGUGCUAUGGUCCCAAGUAAGCUUAAACGCCAUCUCCAAACGAAACACCCUUCACUUCAAAACAAAAAUGUGGAGUAUUUUGUUCGCCUGCGUGAACACACGGAUAAACAAGCAACUUUCAUGAGAAAAACCGCAAAGGUAAACGAGAGAGCCCUCAAAGCUAGCUACCACGUCGCUGAACUUGUGGCUAAAUCAAAAAAGUCCCACACUGUGGCAGAGCAAUUAAUACUUCCCGCCUGCAAAGCCAUUGUAAAUGAGAUGCUCGGACCCGAAGCGGCUAAAGAAAUAGCCAAAGUCCCUCUCUCAGAUAACACAAUUUCCAGACGUAUUGAUGAUAUGUCUGCAGAUAUCGAAAGUGUGGUUUUGGACAAGAUCCGUAUCAGUAAUAAAUUUGCGUUGCAACUUGAUGAGUCUACUGAUAUAAGUGGACAUGCUCAACUCUUGGCCAAUGUGCGUUUUGUAGAUGGAGACACAAUCAGAGAAAACUUUUUAUUUUGCAAGGCUUUGCCAGGAAAAACAACAGGAGAGGAAAUUUUUCGGGUCACAUCAGAAUAUCUGGAAAAAGGAGGACUUAAGUGGGAAAACUGCACGAGUGUCUGCACUGAUGGAGCUGCAGCCAUGGUCGGGCGCACCAAAGGCUUUGUAAGCAGAGUGAAGGAAAAAACCCCAGAUGUGAUCAUUACGCACUGUUUUUUACACCGCGAAGCCCUCGUAGCCAAGACUUUACCAGCAGACCUCGUUCCUGUGUUGGAUGAUGUUGUGCGCAUGGUAAACUUUGUGAAGUCACGACCUGUGAAAAGUCGCAUAUUUGCGGCUUUGUGUGAAGAAAUGGGAGCGGAGCAUAAAGCCUUGCUGUUUCAUACGGAGGUCCGAUGGUUGUCGCGCGGCAAGGUGCUGGCCCGUGUGUAUGAGCUGCGAGAGGAACUUAAAGAGUUUCUGACAAAUGAGGGGUCCGACUACGCAAAGCUGCUUGCAAGUGAUGAGUGGUGUGCAAGGCUGGCAUACCUGGCAGAUAUUUUUCAUCAUCUGAAUGAACUGAACACACGAAUGCAAGGCCGAAAUGAAAACCUGCUUACAACCUCCACGGAGUGCCUUGACUGGGUUAGGAACCCAUUCAGCUCAGCAUCAGCUGUUGGAAAGGACAUGACUUUACAGGAGCAGGAGGAGCUAACUGAACUGAGACAAGAUCGUGGUCUCAAGCUAAGCUUUGCUGAUCUACCUUUGGACAGUUUUUGGUUGGCAGCUGUCAAGGAGUUCCCCAUGCUGGCCAACAAAGCUAUUUUGACAUUGCUCCCAUUUUCCACAACAUACCUGUACACCUCCCACCUUUCCGCCCUCCCCUCUUCCUCCCUCCAGUUCUCUUUCAAUCUCACAGAACUCUGUGUCUUUGUAACUUCUAUCACCACUGCUAGAAGACAAGAAGUGAAGAGUAUUGUGGGAGAGUCUUUCACAUUUGGUGUUCAGGUGUCUGAAUCUGAUACCCUGCAGUAUGAAGGACAAUUUGCACAGGCUUUUAAAGGACAGAGUUACACAGAAUUCGAACAGGGACGAAUAGGAUACUGCGACCGUUGA
This is a messenger RNA of Chanos chanos (milkfish), 1845 nucleotides long. RefSeq names its product SCAN domain-containing protein 3-like. The transcript is spliced from 4 exons. The record is from RefSeq and is a predicted model, not a curated record. NCBI's taxonomy places the organism in Eukaryota, Metazoa, Chordata, Actinopteri, Gonorynchiformes, Chanidae. Bases 1 to 1845 code for a protein of 614 amino acids.